This is a messenger RNA of Lathyrus oleraceus (garden pea), 780 nucleotides long. RefSeq lists its product as uncharacterized. The coding region runs from base 1 to 780 and encodes 259 amino acids. The record is from RefSeq and is a predicted model, not a curated record. The transcript is spliced from 2 exons. NCBI's taxonomy places the organism in Eukaryota, Viridiplantae, Streptophyta, Magnoliopsida, Fabales, Fabaceae.
AUGUCAAAGGUGCAUUGUGCUACAAAACCUGAAGAAUUGGUCAGACUCUAUCCACACUACAAUGUUGUUGAUGCUGAAGAAUGCAAAUGCAUCAAGUUUGAGAGUGGACUUCGCCCAGAGAUCAAGCAGUUUAUUGGUUAUCAGGAGAUCCAUGAAUUUCCAGUUCUAUUUUACAAGUGUCAUAUUUAUGAUGAGGACAGUCAUGAAAGAUUUACUUAUUACCAAAGUUCCAGUGAUAAGAAGAAUGGUAACCAGAAUCACAGUAAACCUUAUAUUGUUCUAGAUGGUGUUAUCCAUUCUUUUAUAUCUGUUGAUUGUAUGAAAAUAUUAAAUCUUAUGGUAUCUUUUAUGAAUGGUAAUAUCGUUAUCGAUAUUCUAGCUAGGGAGUCGGUAAAUACUUCUAUGGUUUGUUUGCAAUGCCAUUUGACAAUUUACGGUAAGAACUUUGGUGUUAACUUAGUUUUCUUACCGCUAAGUCAUCUUGAUAUUAUUAUGGGAAUGAAUUGGUUACAAUUCAACCAUAUUCAUAUCAACUACUAUGAUAAGACUGUGUUGUUUCCUGAGUAUGUGGAAGAGGAAGUUUCCAAGUUCAUAUUUGUUAAUCAAUUGGAAGGACUAAUGAAAGAUGAAGCCCAAGUAUUCACGAUGGUGGCCUAUUUGAAGUUAGAGACUAAAGCAAUAAUUGAUGAGCUACCAGUAGUGUGUCAAUUUCCAGAUGUAUUUCCAGACGAUAUUAUUAAUCUUCCACCAAAAAGAGAAGUUGAAUUUAGUAUUGAGUGA